Molecule: messenger RNA, 1068 nt
Organism: Mucor mucedo
Lineage: Eukaryota; Fungi; Mucoromycota; Mucoromycetes; Mucorales; Mucoraceae
Exons: 4
Coding region: 1-1068 (355 amino acids)
Cellular component (GO): cytoplasm
Molecular function (GO): saccharopine dehydrogenase (NAD+, L-lysine-forming) activity
Source: RefSeq, a predicted model, not a curated record
AUGGAACAUAGAGCUGCAUUGACUCCUGCCACUGCCAAGCUCUUGUUGGAUGCCGGCUUCAAGAUCACUGUUGAACGUUCUGAUUUACGAAUCUUUGAUGAUGAGGAAUAUGUCAAGGUCGGCUGUCCUCUUGUCGAAAAGCUUAGUUGGAAGACGGACGCUCCUGCUGAUGCUUAUAUUGUUGGUUUGAAGGAGCUUCCCGAGAAUGAUGACUCUCCUUUGCACCAUACCCAUAUCUUCUUUGCCCAUUGUUUCAAGACACAAGGUGGAUGGAAGGAGUUAUUACAUCGUUUCGAUGCCGGUAACGGUACCAUUCUCGAUCUCGAAUUCUUGAACGAUUCAAACGGUCGUCGUGUUGCUGCUUUUGGUUAUAUGGCCGGUUUCGCCGGUGCUGCUGUCAGCAUUGAUGUUUGGUGUCAUCAAAAGACCAACAGUGGUGAAAAGUACGGUGCCUUGACUCCUUAUCCUAACGAAGAUGCUUUGGUCUCUUACACUAAGGAUCGCUUGAGUGCAGCUGUCGCUUUGAACAACAAUGAAUUUCCCACAGUCAUGGUUAUUGGUGCCUUGGGUCGUUGCGGUACUGGUGCCUGUGAUUUCGCUCGUAAGGCCGGUAUCCCCGAAGAAAAUAUUAUCAAGUGGGAUAUUAACGAGACUAAGAGAGGCGGUCCUUUCCCUGAAAUUAUUCAAUCUGAUAUCUUUGUCAACUGUAUCUAUCUCAACCAAAAGAUUCCUCCUUUUAUCACUCAAGAAUUGAUCGAUGGUGAUCGUAAGCUCUCAAUUAUUUGUGACGUUUCUUGUGACACCACCAACCCCAACAACCCUAUUCCUGUCUACUCAAUCAACACCACCUUCGACAAGCCUACUGUUCCUGUUACCACAUCUAACCCUUACCCUCUUGAGGUCUGCUCUAUUGAUCAUUUACCCACCCUUUUACCUAGAGAAAGCUCAGAUAUGUUCUCCCACGAUCUUUUACCCACUAUGUUGGCUUUGAAGAAUCGCUCAGAAUCUCCUGUCUGGGUUGGUGCCGAAAACUUGUACAAGGAAAAGUUGGCUGCUGCCAGAGCUUAA